CCGGCCGCCCCUCCCCGAGCCCGGCCCGCCGGAGCACGCGGCCCCUGGGAAGCCGCUGCCCGCCGAGCGGCGGGAAAUGCUCCCCAAGGCUGAGUCCAGCGACCACAUCUCGGCCUGGGCCGGCUCGUCGCCCCGGGCCCCCGGCCUGCCCAAAGCCGUCUCCAGCGAGUUCCUGGCCGGCGGGCGGGUCGGCCUGUCCAAGCCUGCAGCCCUCUCCAAACCGGAGCCGGACGAGCUCCCCCUCUUCGGGAGGACCCUCGGCCUGCCCAGCUCCGGCGACUCGUGUGACACGCUCCUGGGCUGCUCGGGACGCGUCCCGGAGGACGGCUCGUUCCGCAUCACGGUGGUCACCUGGAACGUGGGCACAGCCAUGCCCCCGAAUGAUGUGACAUCCCUGCUGCACCUGAACACAGGCGAGGCACAUGAUUCGGAUAUGAUCGCCAUUGGGUUUGCUGUGGUGUAUGUGGAUUCCUGCCGAGACCAAGGAAUUGCUGCCCUUGCCCAGGGAGUAAGAAGCAACCUCUGCAGGUUGCAAGAGGUGAACUCAAAGAUAAACAAGCGCCUGAAGGAUGCCCUCUUCACAGAUCAGUGGAGUGAGCUCUUCAUGGAUGUGCUGAGCCCCUUCCACUUUGUCCUGGUCAGCACAGUGCGGAUGCAAGGGGUGAUCCUGCUGGUAUUUGCCAAGUACUACCACCUGCCCUUCCUGCAGGACAUCCAGACAGACUGCACCAGGACAGGGCUGGGAGGCUACUGGGGCAACAAGGGUGGAGUGAGUGUUCGUCUCUCCAUCUUUGGCCACAUGGUUUGCUUCCUGAACUGCCACCUGCCAGCACACCUGGAGAAGGCAGAGCAGCGCAAGGAGGACUUUGCCACCAUCCUGCACAUGCAGCAGUUUGAGGGCCAUGCUGCCAGCGGCAUCCUGGACCAUGACCUUGUAUUCUGGUUUGGGGACCUCAACUUCCGCAUUGAGAGCCUGGACAUCCGCUUUGUGAAGUACGCCAUCGACAGCAACAUCCUGAGCCAGCUCUGGGAGAAGGACCAGCUGAACAUUGCCAAGAGCACCUGGCCUGUCCUCAGUGGCUUUCAGGAGGGACCCCUGAACUUCCCACCCACCUUCAAGUUCGACGUGGGCACCAACAAGUAUGACAGCAGUGCCAAGAAGCGGAAACCCGCCUGGACCGACCGCAUUCUCUGGAAGAUCAAAGCUCCCAGCACUGGGCUGGGUGUGGGCGGGCGCCGGCCCAGCCGCACCGUGCUGUCAGUGAGCCAGCUCUGCUACUGCAGCCACAUGGAAUACACCAUCAGCGACCACAAACCUGUGGCUGCCAUCUUCGCAGUGCAGUUUGCUUCCAAGGCAGACAAGCCUCCAGUUGAGGUUUAUGUGGCUGAUGAAUGGAGCAGGCCAGAGCAAGCAGUCGUCAAGUACAGGAUGGCUGCUGGCUUCCAUCGGAGCUCCUGGGACUGGAUCGGACUCUACCGGGUGGGCUUUCGCCAUCCUAAAGACUACGUGUCCUACGUGUGGGCCAGGAGUGAGGAGGGAGAGCGCUGCCUGGAAAAGCAGCUGUGUGCACAGGUGAUGUUCUCAGAGGAGGCACUGCCCAAGGGGAAGGGCGAGUACAUCCUUGGGUACUACAGCAACACCUCCAGCAGCAUCGCUGGCGUGACAGAGCCCUUCCAGAUCUCCCUGCCCAGGUCUGAGGAAGGCAGCAGCCCCACGGACAGCUCCGGCAGCAGCUCGGAAGAGGAGGAUGACAGCACCAUUGUCCUGCUGGCCCCCAAGUCCCGCAGCCCCAGCCCAGGCAAGAUGAAGCGGCACAGGAGCCGAAGCCCCAGCCUGGCCAAGUUCCAGGGCCUCAUCCUGCGCCCGUCCAGCUGGGACAGGGCGAUGAGCCGCAGUCCCUCCCCCCAGAGCCGCCGGGGCCUCCCCGGGGACAUCCCCACCAUCCACCUGCCCCGGGAGGAGCUGGGGCGCUCGCAACCCAACGCCCCGGAGCCGGGGCAGGCGCCUGACGGCCAGGGCAGCUCCUUCUGCCAGACUGUGCGCGAGCCCCGGCGCGGCUCUGCCGAGAGCCCCCUAGCCAAGGCUGACCCCAGGAGCCUGGGCCUGCUGCCUGCCCUCCGCCUGGAGAUGGUCGACCAGGCCAUGGGGGCCCUGGGCCGGCGGAGGGAGAGCGUGGAGCAGGGCUACUCGUGCCGGAGGAUGAGCCCCAGCAGCCCCCCGGGCUGUGCUGCCUCCCGCACGGAGGGGAGCAGCCCCCAGGAGCUGGACAUCCAUAGCUGUGCCACGGGCCGCUGAGGCACUGGCCCUCUCCCUCCUCCUUGUAGGGUGCUUGCUGUGUGCUUUCCUCUGCCACAUUCCUGCCAAGACACCCCCUCUCCUUUAUUUAUUGCAGUGACUCCUCACCCCUGUCGUGUGCCUGGCAGGUAGAGGCCUCCCCCAGCUUCCUCCAGCCUGAGUUGCUGCCCUGGGCCUGGUAGGGGUGGGAGGUGGCACUGGGGAAGGGCAAAGCUGGUCUAGAGGGGUGGUGCAGAGCCCCUGCUGAAGGGGGCAAGACCCUUCUGUCCUAGGAGAGCAGCACUGGCCUCACACCUGAGGUGGGCCAGGAGGCAAGGGUAGGGGUCCAGUGGCAAUGGUGAUGGGCACAGAGUGAGGACCACCCCAGGGCCCCCUGAGAUCAAAGCUUGCCCCUUCCCUGCUGCAACCACCGUGCCUCAGCCUUGGAUGUAGUGCAAGCAACAAAAUAAACCAUCCUGCCCA
This is a messenger RNA of Colius striatus (speckled mousebird), 2758 nucleotides long. RefSeq names its product inositol polyphosphate-5-phosphatase J (gene INPP5J). The coding region runs from base 77 to 2296 and encodes 739 amino acids. NCBI's taxonomy places the organism in Eukaryota, Metazoa, Chordata, Aves, Coliiformes, Coliidae. Gene Ontology annotation, molecular function: phosphatidylinositol-3,4,5-trisphosphate 5-phosphatase activity; phosphatidylinositol-4,5-bisphosphate 5-phosphatase activity. The record is from RefSeq and is a predicted model, not a curated record. The transcript has 13 exons. Gene Ontology annotation, biological process: negative regulation of peptidyl-serine phosphorylation; phosphatidylinositol dephosphorylation. Gene Ontology annotation, cellular component: cytoplasm; plasma membrane; ruffle.